GGGGCUGUGGCCACUGAUUUCAACUUGUUAAGAAAGUAAAAGUUGGUCUCCUGUCUUCAACCUCUGGUUAAAAAGUCAAAAAGAGCUUCUCUCCAAGAAAGUGGAACAUAUCCAAUCCAUCUUCUUCCUUCUACACUCCCGUGAUCUCCAAGAUUUGGGAAAUCGUUUUUUUAAUCCUUUAAAUUCAUUUACUUUUCAUUAAAAAAAUCAUAUCUUUAUAUGGAUUUAUGUGACCGAUGAGGACAAUAUUGUAUAAAUAGAAAGCAACGAGACUAAUCAAACCCAAAACAACAAAAUAAAAUGAGUUUUCUUGCAGCAGGGAGACUCGCGGGAAAAGAAGCUGCCUACUUUUUCCAGGAAUCCAAACACGCCGUUAAUCGCAUCGCCGAGAAAUCUCCUGCCACCGGCAAAAAGCUCCCAUCUUUUCCGGCGGAUCCACCGGAAAUUCAACCUGACGUUCUUCCGGAGAUCCUACGCCAUUCUCUUCCUUCUAGAAUCUAUGGCCGUCCUCCUGAUCCUUCGUCUCUCUCCCAAUUCUCCAAAUGGGCUCUUGAAUCAGACCCAAACGCAGCCGUUUCUAUUUCCCCUGACGUCUUGAAUCCUCUCAGAGGUUAUGUGUCUCUGCCUCAGGUCACAUUCGGACGCAGAAGAUGGGAGUUGCCGGAAUCUGAGAAUUCGUUUUUCGCUUCAACAGCUAAUGAAUUGAGGAGAGACAGAUAUGGCACUCCUGUAAAUCCUGAAAAAUUGAAAGCUGCUGGUGAAGGACUUCAACACAUCGGAAAAGCAUUUGCAGCCGCUACUAUUAUCAUCUUUGGCUCAGCCACUUUGGUCAUUGGAACGGCCGCCUCGAAACUAGACAUGCGCAAUGCUGAUGACAUAAGAUUGAAAGGCAGAGAUCUUUUUCAGCCAAAACUGGAGUCUUUGAAGGAACAAGUAGAGCCCCUAAGAACUUGGGCGGGUAACAUGUCGAAGAAGUGUCAUAUUGAGAAUGACGGUGGUGGCACUAUGAAGGAGAAACCAAUCUUGAAGGAGCUUUCGAAAAUUCUGGGACCUAAAUCUUAAAAGCCUAGACUUUGGAUAAUGUGUUAUUAUAUAUGGAUUGAGAAAGCCAAAAAGGGAUAUAUGUGUGUGUGUAAGAUGGAAUAAGAUCUUAGGUGAAUUAUCAGAUUGUGCUGUAAGACGUUUUGAUGUUGAUAUACCAAUGAUGUAUUGAGUGAUAAAGCUCUGUAUAUAGAGAAAGUUUCAAUG
This is a messenger RNA of Camelina sativa (false flax), 1248 nucleotides long. RefSeq lists its product as uncharacterized. The record is from RefSeq and is a predicted model, not a curated record. Lineage: Eukaryota; Viridiplantae; Streptophyta; Magnoliopsida; Brassicales; Brassicaceae.